UCUUAGGCUGGUGCAGUGUUGUGAUUGGCUGUUGAACAUUUUGAGUUUGAAUUUGUCACCGGUGGCGGGUGUUGGGAAGUGUGGGUGGUGACUUACGGAUUAUUAUUGUGAUGGACGUUUACCAUAAAUUGGAAAAACUUGGCGAAGGCACAUAUGGUGUUGUAUACAAAGGGAAACAUAAGACAACUGGACAGUUAGUUGCAAUGAAGAAAGUGCGCCUUGAAAAUGAAGACGAAGGUGUUCCAUCAACAACCAUCAGAGAAAUAUCCCUUCUUCGAGAACUGGUACACCCAAAUAUUGUGAAGCUGGAGGAUGUAAUAAUGGAUGAAUCAAGAGUCUACUUAAUUUUUGAGUACAUGUCAAUGGAUCUGAAGAAAUAUCUGGAUAGUUUAGGUCAAGGCAAUUAUUUGAAGCCAGACAUGAUGAAAGCUUUCUUAUAUCAGAUGAUUUUGGCAAUAUUAUUCUGUCAUAAACGGCGUGUCUUGCAUAGAGACCUGAAGCCACAAAAUAUAUUGGUAGAUGGAAAUGGCAUUUUGAAAAUUGCAGACUUCGGUUUGGGCAGGGCAAUUGGUAUACCUCUGAGAGUAUUUACUCACGAAAUAGUAACAUUGUGGUACAGAGCUCCUGAGGUGUUGCUUGGGGCAAACAAGUAUUCUUGCCCAAUAGACAUGUGGUCUAUUGGUUGCAUAUUUGCUGAAAUGGCGUCAAAAAAACCUUUGUUUCAAGGCGACUCUGAAAUUGACCAACUGUUUAGAAUAUUCAGGGUGUUAAAAACGCCAACAGAGGAAAUAUGGCCAGGUGUUACGCAGUUACCAGACUAUAAACCAACUUUUCCGAACUGGGUACAAUAUAACCUGAAUAGCCAUGUGAAGAAUAUUGAUGACGAUGGAUUGGAUUUGCUUAAGAAGUUACUGGUCUACUGUCCGCCUGAUAGACUGUCUGCAAAGCAGGCCAUAAGGCAUACAUAUUUUGAUAAAAUGGAUAUGUCCAAAAUACCGACGACUACUGCGUGAGAAUUUAUAUUUAUUCGAGGAGUCCAGGA
Molecule: messenger RNA, 1042 nt
Organism: Schistocerca cancellata (South American locust)
Lineage: Eukaryota; Metazoa; Arthropoda; Insecta; Orthoptera; Acrididae
Product: cyclin-dependent kinase 1-like
Exons: 7
Coding region: 111-1013 (300 amino acids)
Biological process (GO): protein phosphorylation; mitotic G2 DNA damage checkpoint signaling; G2/M transition of mitotic cell cycle
Cellular component (GO): nucleus
Molecular function (GO): ATP binding; cyclin-dependent protein serine/threonine kinase activity; RNA polymerase II CTD heptapeptide repeat kinase activity
Source: RefSeq, a predicted model, not a curated record